AUGUCAUCAGGAAACAAAUUCGGAAACUUCGAUAUCCACUUUGUGGAAGGCACCGACGAAAUAGAACAAGACGGUACCUUGGUCAUCAAUAAAUUGAACAGAGACCAACUGAAGUUCCCUGAUUUUUUGCCAACUUGGGAUCCAAGACAAAAGUAUCCACCAUUGAAAUUUUUCAAGCAUGAAGAUCCGGGUGCUAGAGCCGACAAGUCGUUAUCAAACUUAUUUCCAAAAGACUCUGAUCAUGUCCAAAAGAGAAUCACACCUAAGUUAGGAACAGAAGUCACUGGCAUACAAUUGUCACAAUUAGAUGAUAAGGGAAAGGACGAAUUAGCCUUGUUCGUCGCGCAGAGAGGUGUUGUUGUCUUUAGAGAGCAAGAUUUCGCAACCAAAGGUCCAAAAUUUGCUACCGAAUAUGGUAGCCACUUUGGUCGUUUGCACAUUCACCCAACUUCAGGUGCUCCAAAGGAUCACCCUGAAUUGCAUAUCACGUAUCGUCGUGCCGAUGAAGGUGAAUUCAGCCGUGUCUUUUCCAAUAGACUAAAUUCUAUCGGAUGGCACUCAGAUGUUUCAUACGAAUUACAACCACCAGGUACCACAUUCUUCACUGUUUUACAAGGUCCUGAUGCUGGUGGUGACACCAAUUUUGCAGAUGUUGUUGAAGCUUACAACCGUUUAUCUCCAGAAUUCCAGAAGAGACUUGCAAAUUUACAUGUUUUACACACUUCUGAAGAUCAAGCAAGCAAUUCUCGUACGCAAGGUGGUAUUGAGAGAAGAAAGCCGGUUUCAAACAUUCACCCAUUGAUUAGACAACAUCCAGCUACCGGUGAUAAGUUUAUUUACUUGAACCGUCCAUUCUCUAGAAGAAUUGUUGAAUUGAAGGAAGAUGAAUCCGAUUACUUACUUAACUUCUUAUUCCAACAUAUUGAAUCCGCUCAUGACUUACAAUUGAGAGCUAGAUGGGAACCAAACUCUGUUGUUGUCUGGGAUAACAGAAGAGUUGUUCAUUCUGCUGUUAUUGACUGGGAUACUCCAGUAUCUAGACAUGCAUUCAGAAUCACCCCACAAGCUGAAAGACCGGUUGAAGAUUUGAAGUAUUUGAACAAGGAAGAAUACGACGUUGGUGACGUUGCUGAAGCUUUAGAUAAGCUUUUAAACUAA
This is a messenger RNA of Debaryomyces hansenii CBS767, 1158 nucleotides long. RefSeq names its product sulfonate dioxygenase. Lineage: Eukaryota; Fungi; Ascomycota; Pichiomycetes; Serinales; Debaryomycetaceae. Gene Ontology annotation, biological process: sulfur compound catabolic process. Gene Ontology annotation, molecular function: sulfonate dioxygenase activity. The transcript has a single exon. Gene Ontology annotation, cellular component: cytoplasm. The record is from RefSeq and is a predicted model, not a curated record. Bases 1 to 1158 code for a protein of 385 amino acids.